UUUUCAGGUCACCAACCAGUUUCUCAAACAAUUAGGUCUACAUCCUAACUGGCAAUUUGUUGAUGUAUAUGGAAUGGAUCCUGAACUCCUUAGCAUGGUGCCAAGACCGGUGUGUGCAGUGCUGCUUCUCUUCCCUAUUACAGAAAAGUAUGAAGUAUUCAGAACAGAAGAAGAGGAAAAGAUAAAAUCUCAGGGACAAGAUGUUACAUCAUCAGUAUAUUUCAUGAAGCAAACAAUCAGCAAUGCCUGUGGAACAAUCGGACUAAUCCAUGCUAUUGCCAACAAUAAAGACAAGAUGCACUUUGAAUCUGGAUCAACCUUGAAAAAGUUCCUGGAGGAGUCUGCAUCAAUGAGCCCCGAGGAACGAGCCAGAUACCUGGAGAACUAUGACGCUAUUCGAGUUACCCAUGAGACCAGUGCCCAUGAAGGGCAGACUGAGGCACCAAAUAUAGAUGAAAAAGUAGAUCUUCAUUUUAUUGCGUUAGUUCAUGUAGAUGGGCACCUCUAUGAAUUAGAUGGACGGAAACCAUUUCCAAUUAACCACGGGGAAACUAGUGAUGAAACUUUAUUAGAGGAUGCCAUAGAAGUUUGCAAGAAGUUCAUGGAACGUGACCCUGAUGAGCUGAGGUUCAAUGCCAUUGCUCUUUCUGCAGCAUAGCUUGUCCAGAAGGGAAGCACCAAAUACUGUAUUAUUUGCAACAAAGUUCAAUUUCUUCUCCCAUACACUAACUCAAAAAUUUUGAUAUUUUCAUUAACUUGACUGAUUAAACUUUAUGUGAAUUAAA
Messenger RNA from Camelus dromedarius (Arabian camel), 785 nucleotides. It is a transcript of the gene UCHL3, whose product is annotated as ubiquitin C-terminal hydrolase L3. NCBI's taxonomy places the organism in Eukaryota, Metazoa, Chordata, Mammalia, Artiodactyla, Camelidae. The transcript has 8 exons. Gene Ontology annotation, cellular component: cytoplasm. Gene Ontology annotation, molecular function: cysteine-type deubiquitinase activity. Gene Ontology annotation, biological process: ubiquitin-dependent protein catabolic process; protein deubiquitination. The coding region runs from base 74 to 658 and encodes 194 amino acids. The record is from RefSeq and is a predicted model, not a curated record.